Molecule: messenger RNA, 850 nt
Organism: Hypomesus transpacificus
Lineage: Eukaryota; Metazoa; Chordata; Actinopteri; Osmeriformes; Osmeridae
Gene: nip7
Product: NIP7 nucleolar pre-rRNA processing protein
Exons: 5
Coding region: 104-646 (180 amino acids)
Biological process (GO): ribosome assembly; ribosomal large subunit biogenesis
Cellular component (GO): nucleus; nucleolus; preribosome, large subunit precursor
Molecular function (GO): RNA binding
Source: RefSeq, a predicted model, not a curated record
UGAAAUCAACCGGAAGGAAGAUUCCACAACCAAACUGGUUCACCCUCUUACACGUGGUUGCGUUGCUUUCUGAAGACUACAUUUGAGUUACGAAUUAGUCAAAAUGAGGCCGUUAACAGAUGAAGAAACAAAGACUAUGUUUGAAAAGCUCUCAAAAUACAUUGGCGAAAACAUCAAACUCCUAGUUGAUAGACCCGAUGGCUCAUAUUGCUUCAGGCUUCACAAUGAUCGUGUGUACUACUUAAGUGAAAAACUACUGAAGUUGGCCACCAACAUCGCCCGUGAAAAGUUGGUAUCCGUGGGUACAUGCUUUGGGAAGUUCACCAAGACCGGGAAGUUCCGUCUGCACAUCACUGCUCUCGAUUUCCUAGCCCCCUAUGCAAAGUUCAAAGUGUGGGUUAAGCCUGGAGCAGAGCAGUCCUACCUCUACGGCAACCAUGUGUUGAAGUCUGGCCUGGGGAGAAUCACUGAGAAUACAGCACAGUACCAGGGAGUGGUGGUCUACUCCAUGUCGGAUGUACCCCUGGGUUUUGGAGUGGCUGCUAAGACCACUCAGGAGUGCAGGAAAGUGGACCCCAUGUCCAUUGUGGUGUUUCACCAGACAGAUGUGGGAGAGUUCAUCAGGAAUGAGGACACGCUAACAUAGUGGAUCUUAACAUCACUAAUUGGACUGUCAAUCACCAUUAUAAAAUGCUGUUGGAGAGGGUGCUGUCCUUCCACCUUGGGCCAAUACUGUUGGAGAGAGCUACCAGAGUACAGCUGCUGUCUUCAAAUCCCAUUCUGAAUGUAAACUGAAUAUUUUGUGUAGUAAUUGAGCAAAUAAAUACCAAUUAGUUUGUUUGUAAAUCGA